This is a messenger RNA of Macrobrachium nipponense, 3203 nucleotides long. RefSeq names its product ribosomal protein S6 kinase alpha-2-like. Gene Ontology annotation, biological process: intracellular signal transduction; peptidyl-serine phosphorylation. Gene Ontology annotation, molecular function: magnesium ion binding; ATP binding; protein serine/threonine kinase activity. The record is from RefSeq and is a predicted model, not a curated record. Lineage: Eukaryota; Metazoa; Arthropoda; Malacostraca; Decapoda; Palaemonidae.
AAACCGCAUAUGAGCCUAGAGUUGCUCCUCGGUCUAAAUCCUGCCUGCCAGCCACACAGUCUGUCUCUCCCGUGUAUAGAAAACGUGGCGGUGCUGAGUUCCUACCCUGCGGGCGAAUAAGUGUAUUCCAGUAUCUAGUUAAGAGUAAAUGAACAAAUUGCAGCAUUUAUUCAAUAUUAAACAAAGAAAUUCUGGUGUUGACUGGCUUAAGCAAGAUCGCUCUGCUAAUCGGAGAACCAAUUCAACAAGACUUGCAAGUGCCGUAGAAGUGACGCUCUGGCCUCCACGACAGCUUAACAACGACUGGGAGCUCCAUGCUAAACGGCCCCCUUAUUAUGAGGGGGAGAUAAGACAGAUGGCAGCGCCAUCUCUCGCCAUGAUGAAACAGUACUGCUACCCCCCACCGGCAGCAGCCUCCUCCUCCCCUUCUUCCCCAUCCUCCUCCUCCCACUCCCCCUGGCGCCCCUCGGACGAUCUACCUUACCAGGGCCGUAGCAGUUUCGAAGACAUGGCCGUUGAUGAUGAGGAUGCCGAAGGAGACUAUAAUGGCACACACGAAAUCGAGGUGUGCGAGCUCAUGCCCGAGGGUCACGAGAAGGCUGACCCCAGCCAGUUCGAGCUGCUCAAGGUCUUAGGUCAAGGCUCAUUUGGCAAGGUGUUUUUGGUGCGAAAAAUUAGUGGUCAAGAUGCAGGGACCUUGUAUGCAAUGAAGGUGCUGAAGAAGGCCACACUGAAGGUGCGCGACCGAGUGCGGACAAAAAUGGAGAGAGACAUUUUAGCAGAUGUGAAUCACCCGUUUGUGGUGAAAUUACACUACGCUUUCCAGACGGAAGGAAAACUCUACCUCAUUUUGGAUUUCCUGAGAGGCGGAGAUCUCUUCACUAGAUUAUCAAAAGAGAUAAUGUUCACAGAAGAAGAUGUCAAAUUUUAUUUAGCUGAAUUAGCCUUAGCACUGGAUCACCUUCACUCGUUGGGGAUCAUCUACAGAGACUUAAAACCAGAAAACAUUCUGUUAGAUGCAGACGGCAACAUCUCCCUCACAGACUUCGGCCUAUGUAAGGAGGCUUUAGAUGACCAGAAGGCAUAUAGUUUUUGUGGUACUGUAGAAUAUAUGGCACCAGAAAUUGUUAACCGUAGAGGACACACAACUGCUGCAGACUGGUGGUCAUUUGGUGUGUUAUUGUUUGAGAUGUUGACAGGGGCAUUACCCUUCCAAGGUGUAAAUAGAAAAGAAACUAUGACGUUAAUAUUGAAAGCAAAGUUAGGAAUGCCACCGUACCUGAGCCCUGAGGCACAGUCCCUCCUCAGGGCACUAUUUAAAAGAAAUCCAGCCAAUAGAUUAGGUGCAGGACCAGAAGGAGUGGAGGAACUGAAGAGGCACCCAUUUUUUGCGUCUAUUGACUGGAACAAAUUGUAUAGUAAAGAAAUUGAACCCCCCUUCAAGCCAGCCGUGUCCAAGGCUGACGACACAUUUUAUUUUGAUCAAGAAUUCACAACAAGAACACCCAGAGAUUCUCCCGGUGUACCUCCAAGUGCAAAUGCUCAUCAGAUGUUUAAGGGAUUCAGUUUUGUAGCCCCAUUUUUAUUAGAAGAACAUGUAGAUAGUCAUGGAGUAAAGCAGUCCCAGUCAUCAGAAAAAUCAAAGCCACUUAGCAAGAGAUUAUCAGGUAUAAAACCAAAUAGUAUACACGACGAGUAUGACCUCUGUGAGGAAAUUGGGAAAGGUAGUUACAGCAUUUGCAGAAGAUGUAUUCACAGAGCCACGAGAAUAGAAUAUGCUGUCAAAAUCAUAGGGAAAAAAGCCAGGGAUUGCCAAGAGGAGAUCGAGAUACUGUACAGAUAUGGUCAUCAUUCGAACAUCAUAUCCUUAAGAGAUGUGUAUGAAGAUGAUUCACAUGUAUAUCUGGUGAUGGAGCUGAUGAAGGGAGGGGAGCUACUCGACAAAAUACUACGUCAAAAAUUUUUCUCUGAGCGGGAAGCCUCGGCUGUUCUGUUGACACUAACUCAGGCCGUCCAGUACCUGCACCAAAAUGGGGUUGUUCAUAGAGAUUUAAAGCCUUCAAAUAUAAUGUAUGCUGACAUAACUGGUAGCCCAGAAUCCCUGAGGAUCUGUGAUUUUGGCUUUGCCAAGCAACUCAGAGCAGAGAACGGGCUGCUGAUGACGCCUUGUUACACAGCAAACUUUGUCGCUCCAGAGGUGUUGAAGAAGCAGGGAUAUGAUGCGUCCUGUGAUGUCUGGAGUUUAGGCGUUCUCCUCUACACAAUGUUGGCAGGGAUUUGGUGACUAGGAUGCUCCACGUUGACCCGGGCCAGAGGCUGACCGCAGGGCAAGUGGCAUCCCAUCCUUGGCUCAUACACAGAGAGGCUCUUCCGAAUCUGCGUCUCCUCCUACAGGAUGCCUCGCUGGUCAAGGGAGCCAUUUCUGCAACUUACAGAGCCAUCAACCACACUCCACGCGCGCCAAACCUAGGCCCAGUGGCGUCCUCCGCUCUGGCCCGGCGUCGUGGGAAAUCUAGACCCAAGUCGUCCACGGAGGUCUGACAUCCGGCUGCCGGCCACACGUCCUCCUCGCAGCCCUACCCUCUAGAUCAUCAUCAUCACCAUCGUUCUUCUCAUCACCACCAUCAGGAUACGACUGCAACCGCCUCCACCUCCACCACUUCUCCUCCUCCUCCUCCCCACGUCGGUAUGGACCAAGCCUUCUUCUCCUCUCCCUCCCAGUCUGACGAGCAGAACCAAAGCCUGCUCUCCCAGCUGACCCUGGCGUCGCUGCAGGAGUCCCUUCAGGAGCCCAUGGCGCUCAGUCCCGCCAAGGACGUCGUCGUCGUCAGCCCCUUCACCUUCAGCUUCGAGGGACUCAGCCCCCUGACGUUCAACCCGCAGAUUACGAGCACGUCCUCCGUCAGCAGUGACGUCGGGAGCUGUGGCGGCGGGGGUGUUGCUGCUCCCGUGUCGAGCCACCAAGUGCAGGAGCAGAAACAGCAGCAGGAGACUGCUCAGGAACAGCAGCAGCCGCAGCAGCAACAGCAACAGCAACAGCAGAGCGGAAGAGUCAGCAAACCACGGCGCAGAUCACAUCGCCGUCAGCGCCGCCGACGCCGCGUGACUUCGACUGCCAGCUAAGGAGCAGCAGAGCAGCCAUUGGUCAAGUCUCCCAGAGCUGACGAUCCUUGCCCCUCCCCCCCACCCCCCAAAAAGAAAAA